UCCAGUGGAUGGAAAUGCUCUUCUCAGGUCCAGGGUAGCAGCCUAUGAAAUCCGGCAAUGCUAGAUUCGCUCGGAAGCCUUGUAGAGAUGUUCGCAUGCACAUUCAUUCCACGGCGCCUCCCGGAUCGGAAAGCGGAGGCGCGAUGUCAACGCAGGUCUCACGGCAUUCACCAUAUUCGUACUUAAGCUUUGCUCUAUCAGCACCGUGCUCGCGCGAAGUUACUUCUCCAUCUACACUGGCCGCGACCAGCUCAUGACGAGCGACCACACACCAUGACCUCCUUCCUCAUCCGCGACGUCCAAGUCUUCACCGGCGAAGACACCAUCCCAAACGGCUAUGUCCAUGUAUCUGAUGGCAAGAUCAAAGCAGUAGGGCCCAUGUCCGCCAUCCCCGAGCUCUCGAUCCCGACGCACUCUCGACCAGGCCACACCCUCCUGCCCGGCCUGAUCGACGCGCACAUCCACGCCGACAUGGCGAACCCAACAGCCCUCCCCCAGGCCCUCCGCUUCGGCGUCACCACCGUUUGCGAGAUGCACAACGAGCUCGCGAACGUGGUGAAGCUCAGGAAACAAGCGCGUGAACCCGACACGGCGGCGUACAAGACCGCGGGGCAGGCCGCAACCAUCGAAAACGGGUGGCCGAUCCCCGUCAUCACGGCGCACGACAAGAGCGCCGAGACGGCGGCCGAGAUCGCAAAGUGGCCGAAGCUGUCCUGUAGAGAGGACGUGGUCGAGUAUCUAGACUGGAUGGAAGCAGAGAUGCAGCCCGAUUACAUCAAGCUGAUGCACGAGUCUGGGACGAGCAUGGGGUGGCCUUUAGCCAAACCCAGCGUCGGCCUCCAGCGCAUCAUCGUCGACGAGGCCAGCAAGAGAGGCCACCUCACCGUCGCGCAUGCUACCUCGUUGCAGGAUACGCUGGAGGUGCUGGAGGCGGGGGUGCAUGGGCUCACGCACACCAUCUGCGACCAGCCGCCGACGCAGGAGCUCGUGGAUGCGUAUAAGCGGCGGAAUGCGUGGGUGAAUCCGACGCUGGCGACGAUGGGGAGUCUCACAGGCGAGGGGAGGGAGCUGCAGGAUCGGUUUGCGCAUGAUCCGCGCGUGAAGGGACUCAUCGACGAGUCUGCAGUACAUAAUUUGUGCAACUGCAUGGGUUUCGCGGCGCAGCAUGGGAAAGUCGAGUAUGCGUACGAGAGCGUGCGGAUGCUGAAGGAGGCUGGUGUCGAUAUCCUGUGCGGCAGCGACGCUGCCGGUCCCGCGGUUGGCACGGCCUUCGGCCUAUCCAUGCACCAGGAGCUGUACGUCUACGUCCACAAGAUCGGCAUGACGCCCGCCGAGGCACUCCGCUCGGCGACCAGCCUUGUUGCGAAGCGCUUCAAGUUUGCGGAUCGCGGGAGACUGGCCGAGGGCCUGAAUGCGGAUUUGCUGCUCGUAGAGGGCGAUCCUUUGGCCGACAUUAAUGCAACGUUGAACAUCCGGGGGGUGUGGCGUGAGGGCCGGAUGUGUAGUGUUCAUCAGGGGAAGUUGGAGGAGUGAGAUGAUUAGGAUGGUGGAAGGGGAUGUAGCUGGACUACGUUGAGCGCUCGGACAGGUGGUGCGGAUGAAGGUAGAGGCAUUAUUGUUCGCAAGGAUGCUACUAG
Paraphaeosphaeria sporulosa is the source of this 1637-nucleotide messenger RNA. RefSeq lists its product as uncharacterized. Bases 274 to 1533 code for a protein of 419 amino acids. Lineage: Eukaryota; Fungi; Ascomycota; Dothideomycetes; Pleosporales; Didymosphaeriaceae. Gene Ontology annotation, molecular function: hydrolase activity, acting on carbon-nitrogen (but not peptide) bonds. The transcript has 2 exons. The record is from RefSeq and is a predicted model, not a curated record.